UCCUGGUAGGCAAGGAACGCAUUGAACCUUCGUUGCCUACCGUUGUCCCUCGGUCACUAAUCAGUAUUUUUUACGUGCCAACAUGUCAGACAUCGAUGUUAAUGAUGACGGAACGUUAACCCAUUUAACAUUUGAUAGCCUGUCACGGGAACGUUAUUUGGCUAAAAUUGCCUUAAUUGGGGGUGUUGAUCCGUACACCACACCAGUUGAUGGUAUGGUGGCUUUAACAGCGGCAGUCAGAUACCCAAAUGUGGAGUACCACGAUGUGUAUCAUUAUUUAGUGAACACGCCCUCCCCAUACACAGGAGCAGACUUGAAAGCAUACAAGUCCCUUGACGCGUUUAAUUUCGUGAUCAAUGGAUGGGUGAGAAAUAUACUCGUCCAAGAAACAGCUGAUGACAUAUUCGCCACAACAGCAUCGGUAUUCCAUUCACAGUAUUUGAAUAAGGAGCCUUUGAAAGCGUGGCUGGCAGCGAAAACGGAUGGCACUAUUAUUACAGCCCACUGCACGUGUAAAGCUGGACUAAGCGAAGCAUGCUCACAUACUGCAGCUGUCGCUUUUGCCCUGUAUGUUUAUGCGAAGUCCAAGCAGGAUGUCGGUGUCACUCAGUUGCCUUGUUCAUGGUUGGGGAACUCAUCUACAAAGGAAAGUCCGGCCCAGUAUGCUACCCUGGCCGUUAUUGAUUUUACUCGCCCUGCAAAGAGGUUGACAUCUGUCCUUCAUGUGCAGCAAGGUCCAACCAGACAGGCACCAUUUCAGAGAAACCCAAUUUUAGCACCAAGUCAGAUUGAGAAAGCAGAAUUCUACAGAAGUCUACAUUCAUCCAACCCAACUGCUGCACUUCUCUCCAUACUUCCUACAUACUGUGAGGCAUUCAUACCCAAAUCACACUCCAUCCCAAAGCCACUCUCGUCACUAUACAAUGCAGAGAAUCUGCAGAAAGACUACAAUCAACUCCUGGAAGAGAGUAACAAGAUUCUUUGUGGAGAUCUGCUGAAUAUCACUGAAGAACAGGUAAACAUCAUCAUAGACAGCACCAGAGAUCAGUACAAGUCAAAGGUGUGGUUUGGCCAGAGGUGUGGGAGAGUCACAGCAUCUGUCUGUAAAGCUGUUGUCAAGUCUGAUGUGUAUAACCCACCAAAAUCACUGAUCAAGUCCAUCUGUUACCUUGGGAACACUAAUUUUUCAACUAAAGAAACUAGGCAAGAUGUCUUCAGUAUAUUGUGGAAACUUAUUUAUUAA
This is a messenger RNA of Alosa sapidissima (American shad), 1243 nucleotides long. RefSeq lists its product as uncharacterized. The transcript has 3 exons. The record is from RefSeq and is a predicted model, not a curated record. The coding region runs from base 83 to 1243 and encodes 386 amino acids. NCBI's taxonomy places the organism in Eukaryota, Metazoa, Chordata, Actinopteri, Clupeiformes, Clupeidae. Gene Ontology annotation, molecular function: zinc ion binding.